GAAUUAUUACGCACCAUGUUCAUGCAAAAACGUCCUCAAGCUCAAUAACAUUGUUGAAGAUUAUUAUUACUACCUUUCAAAAUCCAUACCUGCAGAAGCAUCACAGCGCUUUUCAAGAACUUAAAAAAUUAUCUUUCUGUGAGUUUCCAAAAAUUUUAUGAUACAAAGCUGUAACGAUUGUCGAUAGUCCCGACUAUCAAUCGAUAGUUGAAAAAAGUGCAGCCAUCGAUAGUUUGACAGCCCUAAUUUCCUACAUAUAGUUUUUUGUUUUCGGUCUCAAUUCUCGUUCUCAUAUUAUAAAAUUGCAAUAAAUUGAAGAUAAAUGAGUAGGAAUCCGAACAAUUAUCAUCGUACCGGUGGCCGUGGCGGUGGCGGUGGCGGUGGCGGUGGAGGCUUCAAACGUUUCGGUGGCACUGGUUCCUAUGGUAAUUACAAUAAAAACUCAAGCCAUAAUGAUGGACACGGUGGGAAUCGUCGCUCUGGCAGCUGGUCUGGCGGGAAUUUCAAUCGUUCAUAUGACAACAGCGUGAACCACGGUAGCAAUAACAACUUAGAAAGCAGCAAUAAUGCACCUCCAUCAAUUAGCCAAGAAAAUGAUCGGUUUCAAAAGUUCCGAGACCGACAUACACAGGUAUCUGGUGGUUACAAUAGCCGGUCGAAAAAUGAGUCGCAACAAGGUGGUCGUAUGGGCAAGCGUGCCUGCAGAGACAGGCGCAGAAGCAAGCAACAUAACGACAACAACGGCAACGAAAGAAAAAGUGGUGGGAAUUGGUAUGAGGAUCAAGCUGGAAAUUCAUCCGUUCCAAGUGAACUAAAUCAAAGUAAGUACCCGUCUGCAACGGCGUCACAAGUGCCUGCUGCUAACUUGACACAAGCGGCAGCGAUUGCACCACCAGCCACAAGCUUGCCGGCUGUGCCACCACAAAUUCAAGAAGAAUUACCCAAAGAAAUGGAUUUAGUUGAAAAGAAACCGAUAAUAAUAAAUAUAAAGCAAGAAAAAAUUGGACAAAAUAAAACUAAUCAAAUCGCUAAGCCACCGGCCUCUUCGGAUUCGUCUGACAGUGAGGAUGUACCGCCUAACAAACCGCUCGAGCCCAAGCAAGAAACACCGGCAAAACCAACAGAGAAAAUUGCAAGACCACCGUCUUCUUCCAGUUCCUCUUCAUCCAGCUCCUCUUCAUCCAGCUCCUCUUCGGAAGAAGAUGAUGACAAAAUUAAAGAGCUUUUAAAGAACACUAAAGCCUUAUCGAUGCCAACUGUGGAAAAACCAACAAAAGUAGCGAAGAAGCAAACGAGGAAAAGGCGGCCUUCUGAAGAAGACUUAAUUUGUCUGGGAAAGCUGGAGAAAAAGUUUGUCAUUGAAGAUGAUGCUUCAGAAGAGGCCGAUGAAGCAGUGGAUGACAAGAGCUCUACGACUACGAAUCAAUGCUUGAUAUGCGACGAACAUGGACAUACUGCUUUUGAAUGUCAGAUGAUUUGCAAAAACUGUUCAGCGCCUUACCACAACAUGAAGAGUUGUCCGAAGCCAGUAAACCUAUCAAUUAUGAUGCAAUCUUUUAUGGAAUUCUGCAUGGGACAAAUGAGUCAGUUCAAUCCGGAACAAAAGUUCGUAUUGCCAAUGAAUACUAAUGUAUAUAAAAACUAUUCAGCGAAAGAAAAUAUAAAAAUGGCAAAUGAAGAAGGGAAAAAAGAAUCAGAUGGGCAAACCUCUGAAUCGGAAUCAGAGAGUGACUCAAGCGAGGAAGUAGCUGCACCAAAAGCGAAAAAGAAGCGUACAAAAACACCUGUUUUAGUAGACUCUACCGAAUUCCGCAAUUCGUUUGUCCCACCAUUUUCAUCUUUCCCUGCUUUCGGGGCAGCGGCAGCAGCUUAUAACCCGUUACUGUUAGGCCAACUCAUGCAAAGCGGAGGCUUUGGAACACCCAAAAAACUCAAUUUUUAUAGCAAGUAAUAGAUUUGGUGGAUUGGCAUCACCUCUCUCGACAAUUUCCAAACUGCAGGCUCCGAGCAACGUGCACCACCUAGAAAUCAUACUCAUCAUAUGUAUAUUUCAAAAAAAGUAAAGGUUUGCAUAGAAUAAUGUUCGUAAAUGCAUUACUGCAAUAAAUAGUCUCUUUCGUUUAUAAACUAUAAUUGCUGGAAACGUCCAUCAUGUGUAAACACGGUUAAAUGCCGAAUUAAAGAGUGAAAUAAUUAAAGUAA
Molecule: messenger RNA, 2202 nt
Organism: Rhagoletis zephyria (snowberry fruit fly)
Lineage: Eukaryota; Metazoa; Arthropoda; Insecta; Diptera; Tephritidae
Gene: mbm
Product: mushroom body miniature
Molecular function (GO): zinc ion binding; nucleic acid binding
Source: RefSeq, a predicted model, not a curated record